UCCACAGCCAUAUCCAUAUAUCCAUCGGAGAAGUCCUGUGCCACACGGUUACAGAUGUCUCUUACUAAGCCUUCACAUUCUCAUCCUGGUCCUCGGGGACACCGUAAAGCCUAGCCCCCACCUUCUCCGGAACGCUCUGCUUCCGAUAAGCGCUCUUGCAUGUCUGUAAUGGUCUUCUACUGUGCAGUGCAUUUCUCAGAAGUAGCCGUUUUUGCAAGUUUAAGCUCUUCGAUACUCUUGUAUGCAUGACUCAGAGAGGUUGUUUUCGCGUAUCAUUUUCUCCAGACCAUUGGCUCUUUCGUUUAUCUUUGCAGAGACAGCAUCGACUAUGUUGACCUGUAGUUCGCGCAAAGAGAAUUAUGUCUUUCUCUUUUUGGGUACAGGGCUAUUGACUGGAUUUUCAGAAUCAACCGAAUGUCCAGAAUCCUCCAUUGCUUCUCCCGAGGAGUCAGAUGGCGUGUUUUCUCCAAUGUAUGAGUGCUCAGCUAGAAACUGCCUUCUCUUUGCUCUUUCGCACAUUUUUUCCUUCCAUUUCUCAAAGUUUCAGAUCAAAUUAGCGGUCAACUAAGCGUUGUUCUCUAUUGUGUUUACUAUAAGCCAAGUUCUGUUAACUUUUAUCCCUCUCAUACGUACUUAAAUGUAAGGUUACUCGGAGCAAGCUGAAAUCUCGUCUGCACUCGCCGCCAUCUUCAGCACCCCCAGUCUUGCGAUGUUGCUCACCUAGGUUUGGAAAUUCUGCUUCACAUAGUAUUCAUGGUAUUCACAGGGUGCUUUGUACACCAAAAUGUCAGUCGGAACCGGUCCAGACCCGCACUUAAUUUCUAAGAAAUAAAGUAAUGAAAGUUGAAUUGAAAAUGAAAUUAUUUGCCUUUAUCGUUUCUGUAUGCUUGUCUAUAUGUGUUAUUGCAAAGACGAGACAGACAUUUACAGUGCUUGCGUUCGAAUGGUAGAACGUUCAGAUACGUUUUUAUUUCCCGCCACCGGAGCAACACAUUGUGGUUGUCAUGGCAACGUUGUAUGGUAGUAGUGCAUGUCCACUAAGGAGAGUGAAAAGGGAAAUAAAUCGUUGUCGGUAGUGCCUGUGGGUAAUCGGUGUAUUUUUAUUUUUUCCUAGCUGUCUCGUAAAAUUGUUUCUAAACUUUGCAUAUUGUGGAGGUGAACAAUCCAUUUAACCGGGAACGUUUACUGCACGAUUUAUUUAUUUUACUAGGCAAGUCAGUUAAGAACAAAUUCUUAUUUUCAAUGACGGCCUAGGAACAGUGGGUUUAACUAGCAGAACGACCUUGUCAGCUCGGGGGUUUGAACUUGCAACCUUCCGGUUACUCGUGCAACGCUCUAACCACUAGGCUACCCUGCCGCCCCGGCAGCAUUAUGCAUGCGGAUAGAAUGACCUGUUGUUAUUUGUUAGUCUAGCUAGCUACUAUGUAGCUAAGUUAGCCAGCCAGUUAAAAAAACUGUCGUGUUGCGAGCUAACCGUAUAGUUUAGCUAUGUCAGGCAACAGUCUUCCGCCUGUGCGAAAUCUACCCCACUGGUCCCGCGUUGGAUGUCUUGACAAGCCUUGCUUUCCACUACCACGUCCUUUCCCGUUUAACCACCUUGAACCGUUGUCCGAUUCACCCCGAGGGGACAUGGAUACUCGCGUUGCAUCGCUUCAGAGGAAUAUUCAGUUCCUGCAACUACAGCACAAGGACACUCUUCAGAAGCUACACGGUGAAAUAGAUGACCUCAGACGGGAAAAUAAAGAGCUGCAGUAUAAGCUGAUCAUGGAGCCUUCAAAGUCUUGCAGAAAAGGCCUACCUAUUGGGGAAGGUAUUUCUUUAGGAUCAAGCCACUGGAGCACAAGGCCACCGACACAGGGCAGUGAGGCUCAGAGAGAGAGAGUGAUCUACCUGGAGCAACCUUUACAAGACACAUGCCCAUCUCGAGACCCAUGGCUCAGCAGUAUAGCGGGGGACGGUUGUGUGGCUCACGCCUACACUGAGAACACUGGAGUGGCAAAGCUUGAACACGAGUCAGAGUUGAGGGGAGGCCUUAUCACCUCUCUACAACCCCUCCGGAUCCACAGCAGCCCAUCCCAUCCCCCCCGACCCCCCACCCUUCAGGAAUGUGAGGUUAUCAUACGGCAGCUCUACAACGCCAACAGCCUGCAGUCUCAGGAGAUUAUACGUGUGAAGGCUGUCCUCCAAGACAUUGUGUUCAACAAGAAAAUCACUCCUGAGAACUACAUCAUGACAAAGGCCUACCUUGCUGACAGCACCAGCAAGGCAGAGAAGUUUCCCCAACUAGCACUUCAACCACUUCCCAAGAGAAUGUCUGGGAACCAGGCAGGGGUGACAGAGAGGGUGAUCCUCCCAGCCCUCAAACAGCACCUGAGCUCCAGCAUCGCAGAGAGGCAGAAAAGGACCCAGGCUGUACAGAGGAGCAGGCUGAGGAGAACAGUGCAUUGAGAGGGACAAAGAGUACAGCAGGCCAGCCAGCACCACAGAACCAAAGCCUCUUUAAAUAAGAUCAGAACCAGCUCCUAUUAUGGCCAUUGAAGGACUUAAAUUACCACUGAAUGAAUGUUAACAGUACCUGUCAAAAGUUUGGACACGCCUACUAAUUCCAGGGUUUCUUUGUUUUUACUAUUUUCUACAUUGUAGAAAUACAUCUACAUUGUAGAAAAUAGUGAAGGGAAAAGGGGAUACGUAGUC
This is a messenger RNA of Oncorhynchus gorbuscha (pink salmon), 2694 nucleotides long. RefSeq lists its product as uncharacterized. The coding region runs from base 1489 to 2448 and encodes 319 amino acids. NCBI's taxonomy places the organism in Eukaryota, Metazoa, Chordata, Actinopteri, Salmoniformes, Salmonidae. The record is from RefSeq and is a predicted model, not a curated record. The transcript is spliced from 7 exons.